Messenger RNA from Folsomia candida, 1073 nucleotides. RefSeq lists its product as uncharacterized. The coding region runs from base 89 to 1006 and encodes 305 amino acids. Gene Ontology annotation, cellular component: extracellular region. Lineage: Eukaryota; Metazoa; Arthropoda; Collembola; Entomobryomorpha; Isotomidae. The record is from RefSeq and is a predicted model, not a curated record. The transcript is spliced from 4 exons. Gene Ontology annotation, molecular function: chitin binding.
UUCGAAACAUGGGGUGCAAUUGCAUAUAAAAGGCUUCGUUCAUCAUUCUGGACAUCAUUCCCGCAACGACACACGACACACCACCAUUAUGAAGACCAUAGUACUAGUUUUGGUCGCACUUGCGGCCAUAGCUUCCGCCAAGAGCGAAGAGAACCCAGGCAGAUCUGCCCCCCGAAGUCGUCCCAACUACGACGACGUCACCUACUACAACUGCGCCGGGAAGCCGGACGGCAAUUAUCUCCACCCGUUCGAUUGUACCCGCUUCAUCACGUGUCACAAUGGCCGCACUGCUGAUAUGGCAUGUGGUGACUGCGACAUGAACAACGUUAACGGAUGUCAAGGCUCAAAAUACUUGGUGUACCUUCCAGCCAAAGAUUGGUGCGAGUGGCCGAAAGAUGCUGAUUGCCAUGCCUGGCCGACAGACGUGACGACAGACGUGCCGCCACCAGUAACGACUCCAAAACCAGAUGAACCAACUACACCAGAGAAUCCUGAUUCCACUGCGUCUCCUGCACCUUGCCGAACUUUAGUACCCGGCAAUGAGUGCAAUCCAUUCAAGGUGGAUUGCAAUCAAUGCGAUUGGUGCGCAAAUAGAACAUCCCACUAUUUCUUCUGUAAACAAGACCGAGACGAAAAUCCAUUUAAAAAUGUCACCGGGGUGUGGGUGAGCGGGACAUGUGCUGAAGGUUACCUGAUCGAUAGGACCAAACCACUCACAGGUAGCAGAGCUGGUGGACAAUGUACGAAGUGGGAUGAACUCGACGAUAAGGUGAAGGAAGAUUAUUUUCGUGAAAAGGAGUGUGACUUGGCUCCCGACGUUUGCGAGUAUACACAAAAGCCGGAAGAAAAGUGCACAAAAAAAUAUUCGUUUCAAAAAAGUAAGAACUCGGAAAUAGAGGAUGGGUAUUGCAGAGGAGUUGGCGAUGUCUUCGACCUCGCGACAGAAAACUGCAGACCUUGUUCUGACUUACCUGAUUGUACAAAUAGAGGAGACUGUACGAAAUAAGGUGUCAUGUUCUUUACAGUUUCGGAAAAAUAAAUAAAAUUGAUUAUCCAGAUGCAAACGAUUGUAA